Nerophis ophidion (straightnose pipefish) is the source of this 1286-nucleotide messenger RNA. Its product is annotated as HAUS augmin-like complex subunit 4. Gene Ontology annotation, biological process: spindle assembly; centrosome cycle. The coding region runs from base 96 to 1205 and encodes 369 amino acids. Gene Ontology annotation, molecular function: microtubule minus-end binding. Gene Ontology annotation, cellular component: HAUS complex. Lineage: Eukaryota; Metazoa; Chordata; Actinopteri; Syngnathiformes; Syngnathidae. The transcript has 9 exons. The record is from RefSeq and is a predicted model, not a curated record.
AAAGAAGAAGCCCGUAUGCGCGCGCUACUUGGUUCAGGAAGUUUCUGCCCACUGCUGAAGUGGACGUGUUCUCUUGUUGAAAACAUUAGCUGAAAAUGGCAAAUGUCCUCGGAGUCACUGGUGCAUCAUCAUUCGGAGAUGAAGACAGUUUGCACCAACAGGUUUUGGCCUCCUUUCCACUCUGUGACAUGACCGAAGACGACCUGAGACAGAACCCUCAGCUCUGUAAACUCUUGGCGACUCUUGCACAACAUGUGGAUAAAACAGGACUUACCAACCCUCUGAAAACUGAGUUGAAAAAGGCUGAGCAAAAGCUGCAGAGCCAGAAACGUAGAUGGCUGCGCUCCGAGACCCUCCACAGAUCACUGCAGGAGAUUAUCCAGGAAUAUAGUGUCCAGAAGCAUCAUUCUACUGUACCACCGGACCAGAAGAUGUUUUAUGAGACAAUGGAAAGAUGCCUUGUUGUGGCCAUGUGUGCCAGACAGUUGGAUCUCAGCAACACCACCAAGCAGGAUCAGCCCUUUGUUUUGGGUUUGACUCCCCCACAGGUGAUGGAGCUCAUGCCUUCAGAGAAGAAUGUGCAAAAAAUGAAGCAGAUUCUACCCAGAGAGCUGGAGGAACAUCUAAAGAAAAAGUGUCUCAGCUUCCUCUCCUACUAUCAACCUGAAUGUGAGAAUCAGAGUGAAAGUCUAAAGAGCUGUAAAUUGUCUCAUCUGUCAACCCAAAUGGAAAAAGACAAAAAAAGAGUCAAGAUUCUUAUGGAGAGCUACCAUGAAAAGGCAGUUCUCCUGCAAAGACUGACACAACUGUACCUUUCUGAAAUGACCAAAUGUGUGCAGCUCCUGCAGUCGCUCAUCUUGGAGCGCUGUUUAACAGUCCAGGCAGAUUUGGACAAAAAGAAGUUGGAAUACUUUGAAGGCAAAUGUGAAUUAGUCUUGCAGAAGAUAAGAGAUGAGGUGGCUGGGAUUCAGCUGGACACGUACACAGCCAACACAAUAUCUGCUCACAGAAAAAUCCGGACAAAGCUGGAGUCAGAGCUGCAAGCCUGUCAGGUGGAGAAACAGUCUGUGGAGUUAAAACUUUCCUCCUUUCAGAUCUUGGGCAAAGAAUUUGAGGCCCUGGCUGAGGAGUACUGCAAAUUUCGAGAAGAGAUCGACAUGAAAAGCUGGGCUUUGAAGGAAUUCACUAAGGACAACAUAAAUUGAAUAUCAUAUCUGAUCACUGACAUCAAAAUAGUUUAAUACUUAUUUUGUCUCUAACAUUAUAAAGAAGAAUUGACUACCUUC